Alexandromys fortis (reed vole) is the source of this 396-nucleotide messenger RNA. Its product is annotated as transmembrane protein 251-like. NCBI's taxonomy places the organism in Eukaryota, Metazoa, Chordata, Mammalia, Rodentia, Cricetidae. The transcript has a single exon. The coding region runs from base 1 to 396 and encodes 131 amino acids. The record is from RefSeq and is a predicted model, not a curated record.
AUGAUGAACUUCCGUCAGCGGAAGGGGUGGACUGCAGUGGGACUGUAUUUGCUGGCAAGUGCAGCAGCAUUUUACUGUGUUUGUGAAAUCAAUGAGACUUACAACAGGUUGGCUUUGGGACACAUUCCGCAGCACCCUGAGGAGCCUCGGGAAGGAACCACAUGGACACACUCCUUGAAAGCUCGGUUACUCUCCCUGCCCUUUUGGUUGUGGACAGUUAUUUUUCUGAUACCAUACUUACAGAUGUUUUUGUUUCUUUAUUCUUGUACAGGAGCUGAUCCCCAAACAAUGGGCUACUGUAUCAUACCCGGAUGCUUGGCGGUUCUCUGCAAUCGCCACCAGGCAUUCGUCAAGGCUUCUAAUCAGAUCAGCAGGCUACAACUGAUUGACAUCUAA